Messenger RNA from Telopea speciosissima, 1039 nucleotides. Its product is annotated as polygalacturonase inhibitor-like. The record is from RefSeq and is a predicted model, not a curated record. Bases 1 to 1014 code for a protein of 337 amino acids. Lineage: Eukaryota; Viridiplantae; Streptophyta; Magnoliopsida; Proteales; Proteaceae. Gene Ontology annotation, molecular function: protein binding. The transcript has a single exon.
AUGGACACCCGAUUCUCCUUCCUAUUGACUCUCCUCCUCCUCCUCCUCUGCUUUCUCCCUACACCAUCUUUUUCUCGAUCUCUGGCCACAUCUGCUCGCUGCAACAAAAACGACUAUGCGGCACUGAUGAAGAUCAAAGCAGCACUUCACAACCCAUACCACUUGGCUUCUUGGAUCCCCAACACCGAUUGCUGCAACUGGUACUGCGUCGAGUGCGAUUCCAACACUAACCGCAUCGUCGAGCUCACCAUCUUCCAAGCCAACAUCUCUGGCCAGAUCCCUGCGGAGAUUGGCGACCUCCCAUACCUCAACACCCUCAUCUUCCGACACAUCACCAACCUCACCGGAACCAUUCCUUCCACCAUCACAAAGCUCAAGCUUCUCAAGAUGGUCCGGCUCAGCUGGACUAACCUCUCUGGUCCAAUCCCUUCUUUCCUCAGCAAACUCCCCAAUCUCGAUUUCCUCGAACUCAAUUUCAACCAAUUCACCGGUUCAAUCCCAUCCUCCCUCGCCAACCUCCCCAAAUUAACAGGUCUCCACCUCGACCGCAACAGGCUCACCGGAACAAUCCCUGAAUCGUUCGGGAAAUUCAAACAAUCUAUGUACCUCUACCUCUCUCACAACCAGCUCUCCGGUGAGAUCCCCAAAUCGUUAGGGGAAGCGGAUUUCACCUACCUCGAUUUGUCGCGGAACAAGCUUCAAGGGGAAGCGUCGAUGUUGUUCAAGGCAAAUGCGUCGACGCAGACGAUUGAUCUGUCGAGGAAUAUGUUGGAGUUUAACCUAUCGAAGGUGGAACUCACCAAGAACUUGAUUUCCUUGGACAUUUCACACAAUAAGAUCUUUGGAAGCAUACCAGAGGCGAUAACGGGAUUAAUGAAUUUGCAGCAGUUGAACGUGAGUUAUAAUCGGUUGUGUGGGAAGAUCCCUCAAGGUGGAAAGGUUCAGAACUUCGAUUCCUACUCCUUCUAUCAUAACAAGUGCCUCUGUGGUUCACCUCUCGACGCUUGCAAGUAAAAGCCGUCGACGAGCCCGAAUUCCG